Molecule: messenger RNA, 1746 nt
Organism: Paracoccidioides brasiliensis Pb18
Exons: 5
Coding region: 1-1746 (581 amino acids)
Biological process (GO): malate metabolic process; pyruvate metabolic process
Cellular component (GO): mitochondrion
Molecular function (GO): malate dehydrogenase (decarboxylating) (NAD+) activity; NAD binding
Source: RefSeq, a predicted model, not a curated record
AUGUCGAUGACACGCAACAGAGAUGGCUCACACGACACCGCAAACCCGGGCUAUAUCCGCAAAUACCUUGGAACAUACGGCCUUACUCCUCCCCGUGUGGAGAGCUACGAGACCCAAAAGGCUAGAUGUCUGAGGCAGUUGGCUCUUAAAUCUACAUCUAUCGACAAGUUUCUCUAUCUCAGCACCAUCCGCAAGAACAACGUUCAUCUUUUCUAUCGUUUGGUUGUAGAUCACCUGAAGGAACUUACGCCUUUGAUAUACACUCCUGUCGUUGGUGAAGCCUGUCAGAGAUGGUCAGAAAUAUACCAGGGACCCGAAGUAGGAAUGUACAUCAGUUAUGAAGAUAGAGGCAACAUUGCAGCUGUCAUUGAAAAUUGGCCACAGCCACAUGUCGAAAUAACUUGUAUCACGGACGGCUCCAGAAUCCUGGGUCUAGGAGACCUUGGCAUAAACGGCAUGGGUAUACCAAUUGGAAAGCUUGCGCUCUACACUGCCUGCGCUGGUAUCAGGCCAGAGACAACCCUGCCCCUGACCCUGGAUCUGGGGACGAGCAAUAAGGCUUUGAGAGAAAACCCGCUGUAUAUGGGUAGUCGUCGCGACAAGGUCACGCCAGAACAGGAAUUGGAAUUUAUGGAUGAGUUGAUGACUGCCCUGACGGAGAAAUGGCCUGGAAUUGUCAUUCAAUUUGAAGACUUCAAGAACCCUUUCCCUGCCCUCGAGCGUUACCGCCACAGAUUCACUUGCUUCAACGAUGAUAUCCAGGGCACCGGAGCUGUCAUUCUUGCCGGUGUCAUAAACGCCGUGAAGCAAUCAGGCAUCCCGACGAGGAAGCACAAGGCCGUCUUCCUGGGAGCUGGAAGCGCCGGUGUAGGCGUCGCGAAGCAGAUAGUCGACUUCUUCAUGUACGAGGGGAUGACGGAAGACGAAGCCAAAGCCUGCUUCUACCUCGUCGACACAAAGGGUCUCGUCACAGCAGAUCGCGGCGACAAACUUGCCCCGCACAAGGUCUACUUCGCCCGCACUGAUAAUCACGGCCUCCAACUAAAGACCCUAAACGAAGUCGUCGAGCACGUCAAACCGACCAUGCUAAUGGGCCUCUCAACGCUAGGCGGCGUCUUCACCCCUCAAAUCCUAAAGAAAAUGUCCACCUACAACAAACGCCCCAUUAUCUUCCCCCUCUCCAACCCCUCCGCGAACUCGGAAUGCGACUUCGAAUCUGCAGUGACGCACACAGACGGCACCGCCCUCUUCGCCUCCGGCUCCCCCUUCCAGCCCUUCUCCUUCAAAAAUUCCGCCGGCCAGACAAAAACCUACUACCCAGGCCAGGGAAACAACAUGUACGUUUUCCCAGGCAUCGGCCUGGGAACCAUCCUCUCCAAAGCAGUAAAGGUAACCGAUUCAAUGAUCUAUGCCUCUGCGCAAGCUCUCGCCAACACUCUUACGCCCGAAGAACUGGACCAUGGCCUGCUGUACCCGGACCUCACGCGGAUCCGUAAAGUUAGUAUCGUUGUUGCUAGGGGUGUGAUACGGGCGGCGCAGGAGGCGAAUGUGGAUCGUGAGACGGGUAUUAGGGAGCUUAGUGAUGAGGAUUUGGAUAGUUGGAUUAAGUCGAAGAUGUACUCCCCCCACUCGGAGGUUGCGUCGCUGGAGAGGGAGGUGGGGCUUUUGUUGUCGUCUAUUGGGAGACCGAGUAAUGGGGAGAGUGUGUUCGACGGAGAUGCGAAUGAUAAAGGGGCUAAGUUGUGA